AUGACCAACUCUUACCUUCCAGCCUCCUUCACAGGAAUCCUCUCCUGGCCUGUCCGCCGAGACGAUGCCCCCGAGUCCAAGAGCGACCGGAUCCUCACCAUGGGUAUUGUCGGCGGCAUCAUUCUUCUCUUUAUCGUGCCUCCUACCUGGUGGUUCAUUGCCCGGACCAUUCGGCUUCGAAGGGCGAGGCUUAAGGGGAAGGAUGUUGAGCAGGGUGUGCAGACUCAGGGACAGUGA
Messenger RNA from Fusarium verticillioides 7600, 237 nucleotides. RefSeq lists its product as hypothetical. The record is from RefSeq and is a predicted model, not a curated record. The transcript has a single exon. Bases 1 to 237 code for a protein of 78 amino acids. NCBI's taxonomy places the organism in Eukaryota, Fungi, Ascomycota, Sordariomycetes, Hypocreales, Nectriaceae.